AUGUUGCUAUCCAAAGGAAUUCUUUCAGCUAAUGAGUUCGCUACUUUGACGAAAGAGUUAAACCAGGCGCGAGAGCAACUCUUGGAGAGAGAAGAGGAGAUAUCCGAACUCAAAGCCGAAAGGAACAAUACAAGAUUACUGUUGGAGCACCUAGAAUGUCUGGUCUCGAGGCACGAGCGGUCGCUCCGCAUGACGGUGGUGAAGAGGCAGGCUGCCGCGCAGUCCGGCGUCUCCUCGGAGGUGGAGGUGCUCAAGGCACUCAAGAGCCUCUUCGAGCAUCACAAGGCCUUAGACGAGAAGGUCCGGGAGAGACUUCGUGUGGCACUAGAAAGGAACACGGCGUUAGAAGAAGAGCUAGCCUUAACCAAAGAAGAAUUACAGCAGUAUAAAUCAUCAAGCGCGCAAGAGAGUGAGAAGCCGAAAGAGAAUGGCAGCGUGGGUGGUUCCCCUGAACAAAAUGGCGAACAGCAACAAACUAAGGAGCAAAGUAGUGUUAACGGCGAAUCCGAGAGCAACAAGAAACUCACUGAGCUCCAAAAUACGAUCGCUAAGCAGUCAGCAGAGCUCAGUUCUUGGCAGCGGCGUGUGGCCGAGCUGAACAAUAAGGUCACGGAGCUUGAAGAGAAACUGUCGAAGGGCGAAAAGGAACUCAUCAAGAAGCAAGAGGAAUGCGCUAAGUUGCAGCGUGAUCUGAGAGAGAACGUCGCUCAGAAAGAGGACCAGGAGGAAAGAAUAGCAACCCUGGAGAAGCGAUACCUCAAUGCACAGCGAGAAUCCACCUCCCUCCACGAUCUGAACGAAAAGCUAGAACAGGAGUUGCAGCACAAACAAGCGCAGCUAAAGCUCCAAGAAGAGAAGAUAGCUGCCAUAGAAGAGAAGUUGGAACUAUCCACGCAGAAAUUGGCGCAAAUGUCUUCCCUUCCAGAGAUGGAAGAACAACUAAAGGCUAGAAUGGAAGCUCUAAAUCAGGCUCAAGAGCGGCACGGUUCGGCUGAAGACAGAAUACAGAGGCUGGAGGCGAGCGUGGAGGAGAAGAACGCGGAGCUGAUGAGACUGAACCAGCGGCUGCGGAUGAACGAGGAGCACAACACGAGACUCUCGGCCACCGUCGACAAAUUGCUCUCUGAAUCCAACGAGAGGUUACAAGUACACCUUAAAGAGCGAAUGCACUCGUUAGACGAGAAGAACGCGUUAACGCAAGAACUGGAGAAGACGAGAAAGUAUGCCGACGAACUGCUAGCAGAGAAGCAGGAGAUACUCAAGGAGUUGGCCAAAUGGCGCAUGGAGACCGAGCAGCUGAAGCGGCAGCUGCUGCAGCAGGAGAUCGCGUUCAACAUCCAGCAGACGGACGCGCUCACGCGCUCGCUGUCACCCGCCGCGCAGGCUGCCCCGCCUCAGCAAGUGCCGCUCUUCGCGCCCAAGCUGGACGGCUCGUGGGAGAAGCUGCAACAAGCGCACGUGCUCGCCAACGUGCAGCAGGCGUACGACGUCUCCAGCGAUGCCGAGAACGACGAGUCCGAUGGCGGCGUAGAAGGUGGGCAUACUGACGCUGCUGCCUUAGCGCUGAUGCUGCAAGAGCAGCUGGACGCCAUCAACACGGAGAUCAGACUUAUCCAGGAAGAGAAGCAGAGCACGGAGGCGAGAGCGGAGGAACUCGAGUCCAGGGUGGGCAGCUACGAGCAUAUGAACGUGGUGGCGCGGCGCGACUCGCCGCCGCCCGCCUCGCCCUCGCGCCCGCACCACCACAAGUACCACACGGCGCCGGCCUCGAUGUCGCCCGCGCACCACUACCGCACGCCGCCCUCCUCCGAGAGCCUCCCCUCCAGUCAGCUGCAGCUGUGCGAGGAGGCGAGUGCCGGCGGUGCGGGGGCCGCGGGGGCGGAGGGUGGUGCGUCGCCGCUGACGGCGCGCUCGCUGCGGCUGGAGCGUGCGGCGCGCGCGCUGCACGCUGAGCGGGAUCGUCUGCGCACGCACUACCCCGCGCCCUACGAUUCUGGAUCUCCCGGCAGUUCGAGUCAAGAGUCGUUGUCGCUGGGUGCGAGCGGGUGGGGCGGGGCGGGCGCUAUGGGGGGCGGCGCUUCGCCGUCGCUGCCGCGCGCGGCCGCCUCCGCCGUGUCCAUCGCCUCCAUGCACCAGCAGAAGAAGAGGGGCAUCAAGAGCUCGCUUGGAAGGUUCUUCAGCAAAAAGGACAAGGCUGGUCUACCUCUUUCUCAGGGUGCAAGUCCGCGUUCUCUAUCAUCGGCGUCGUCGCUAGGGCUCUCUGGGCUGGCGGACGAUUCCAUGGAAGGUCCGGGUUUGCAUCCUGCGUUGCCGCUACAUCCUCAGCAUCAGCAGCACCAACAACAUCAGCAGGAUUAUGCACGUUCCAAAACGAAGGAGCGCGACUACCGUCACGAGCUGCUGGGCGAGGCGAUGCGCGCGGGCACGCCGUUCGCGCUGUGGAACGGGCCCACGGUGGUGGCGUGGCUCGAGCUGUGGGUGGGCAUGCCCGCCUGGUACGUGGCCGCCUGCCGCGCCAACGUCAAAUCCGGCGCCAUCAUGUCCGCGCUCUCCGACCAGGAGAUACAGCGCGAGAUCGGCAUCAGCAACCCGCUGCACCGGCUGAAGCUGCGGCUGGCCAUCCAGGAGAUGGUGUCGCUGACGUCGCCCUCCGCGCCGCGCGGCACGGCCUGCGCCGCGCUGGCCUUCGGCGACAUGAACCACGAGUGGAUCGGCAACGUCUGGCUGCCGUCGCUCGGCUUACCACAAUAUAGGACAACGUUCAUGGAGUGUCUGGUGGACGCGAGGAUGUUAGAGCACUUAACUAAGAGGGACCUCAGAACGCAACUCAAGAUGGUGGACGGUUUUCACAGAACGUCGCUGCACUUCGGAGUGGCGUGUUUAAAACGAGUAGGAUAUUCUGUGCGAGCGCUUGAGGAGCGACGUCGUGCAGCAGAGCACUGUACUCGUGACGUCCUCGUAUGGACUAACGAGCGCCUGCAGCGCUGGCUCGUCUCCAUCAACCUCAAGGAGUUCGCGAGCAACCUGUCAGAAAGCGGAGUGCAUGGUGCCUUGAUCGCAUUGGACGAAAGCUUCGACGCGAACAGUAUGGCGCUGGCGCUACAGAUACCCACGCAAAACACACAGGCCCGGCAGGUGCUGGAGCUGGAGUUCGCCGCGCUGCUGGCCGCCGCCACCGAGCGCGCGCCGCGCGCGCACGCACACCCGCACCACGCGCCCUCCUGA
Molecule: messenger RNA, 3225 nt
Organism: Parnassius apollo (apollo)
Lineage: Eukaryota; Metazoa; Arthropoda; Insecta; Lepidoptera; Papilionidae
Source: the annotation of a GenBank genome assembly